This is a messenger RNA of Exophiala viscosa, 2115 nucleotides long. Its product is annotated as lysyl-tRNA synthetase. Lineage: Eukaryota; Fungi; Ascomycota; Eurotiomycetes; Chaetothyriales; Herpotrichiellaceae. Gene Ontology annotation, cellular component: cytoplasm; cytosol. Gene Ontology annotation, molecular function: lysine-tRNA ligase activity; tRNA binding; ATP binding. Gene Ontology annotation, biological process: lysyl-tRNA aminoacylation. Bases 1 to 1842 code for a protein of 613 amino acids. The transcript has 2 exons. The record is from RefSeq and is a predicted model, not a curated record.
AUGGCGGACGCAAACACUUCACUCGCGCAGGACACUGCCAAUCUGCACCUUGACGAGGUCACGGGCGAAAAAGUCUCCAAGAGCGAAUUGAAGAAGAGACAGAAGCAGAGACAAUUGGAAGAAAAGAAGAAGGAGAAGGCCGCGGCUGCACCUCCCAAGCCCGAGAAGAAGACCACAAGCGCCGAAAUGGACGAGAGCAACCUCAACCCCAAUCAAUACUUCGAAAUCCGAAGCGGCCGGAUCAACCGACUACGAGAGACCAAGAAUCCGAACCCGUACCCUCACAAGUUCCACAUCAACACCAACUUGAGCCAGUUCGUCGAAGAAUAUGCCGACCUCAAGCCCGGCGAGCACAAGAAGGAGGUUGAGAUACGGGUCGCAGGCCGAGUAUACACCAAGCGAGCAGCUGGCGCUAAGCUAGUCUUCUACGACAUCAGAGGAGGCGGCGCAAAGGUCCAAAUCAUGUGUCAAGCACAGGAAGCCUCCGGCGACGUCCCUUUCGAAGCCCAGCAUGAACACCUUCGACGAGGAGACAUAAUCGGCAUCGUAGGCUAUCCAGGUCGAACAGCACCAAAGAACCGUCCGAAUGAGGGCGAGCUCUCCGUCUUCGCACAGCAGGUCAUCCUUCUUACACCUUGUCUACACCAGAUCCCCUCCGAGCAUUUCGGUCUGCAGGACGUCGAAACCCGGUUCCGCCAACGCUACCUCGAUCUGAUUAUCAACGACCGGUCGCGCAAAAUCCUCCUCACAAGGUCCAAGAUUGUCUCGUACAUCCGACGCUAUUUUGACUCCCAUGGCUUUGUGGAGGUCGAAACUCCUAUGAUGAAUUCGAUCGCUGGCGGCGCCACGGCCAAGCCAUUCGUCACACAUAUUAACGAGUACGACACCGACAUGUUCAUGCGUAUCGCUCCAGAGCUUUAUCUCAAGAUGUUAGUCGUGGGCGGUAUCGAAAAGGUCUACGAGUUGGGCAAGCAAUUCCGCAACGAAGGCGCCGAUCUGACUCACAACCCCGAGUUCACCACCUGCGAGUUUUACGAGGCUUACGCCGACGUCUACGACGUCAUGGACCGGACAGAAGAGCUCGUCUCCGGCCUUGUCAAGGAAGUCACAGGAGGGCACAAGACGACAUUCCAUACACAGACGGGAGAGGUGUACGAUGUCGACUGGUCCACUCCGUGGAAGCGCGUGGAAAUGAUUCCUGCACUUGAAGAAGCGACUGGCGAGAAGUUCCCACCUGGCGACCAAUUGCACACAGCGGAAACGAACGAGUUCUUCAAGCGUCUCCUGAAGAAGGUCAAUGUGACAUGUUCACCACCCGAGACCAAUGCGCGCAUGCUCGACAAGCUGGUUGGCGAGUUCAUCGAAGAAAAGUGUAUCAACCCGACCUUCAUCACUGGCCAUCCGCAAAUGAUGUCACCUUUGGCCAAGUACCACCGUUCUCAAGCGGGUAUCUGCGAGCGUUUCGAGGCUUUCGUUUGCAAGAAGGAGAUUGUGAAUGCGUACACUGAAUUGAACGAUCCCUUCGAUCAACGCCUACGGUUCGAAGAGCAAGCACGCCAGAAGGCCCAGGGUGACGACGAAGCCCAGAUGGUGGACGAGAACUUCUGCACAAGUCUCGAGUUCGGCCUGCCGCCAACAGGAGGCUGGGGUAUGGGUAUUGAUCGAAUAGUCAUGUUUUUGACCGACAACUACACAAUUCGUGAGGUGUUGGCCUUCCCGUUCAUGAAGGAGGAUAAGGACAAGGAGAAGAAACUGGCUGCGGAGGUUGUUGGAAUCGAGCCCAUGCCAGAGGAGGAAAUCUGUAAGUGCCACAGGGACAUUACUGUUGUUACAGCAUACUAAUUGCGUGCACAGCACAUUGAUGAGUUUUCGACACGACUUCAGGCAGGGUUCGAAGAGGCCCGAAAUGACUAUGUUGUGCAAGGUGUCAAGCUGGGAUGAUGAGUGCUAUACGUCUCAGUGCGACUUGUCGAAUGAACCCGACGUGCUUAUGGGUGGAAUAUGCGAGCCGCAUAUAGACUGUGAUGGCACAUGAAAGUGGCUCGCAUCUAUGUUUGAGACGAGGAGCAAUAGCGUGACGACAAUCGGUACAUGGCACUGUAUCUUACGCCUUGC